This is a messenger RNA of Staurois parvus, 364 nucleotides long. Lineage: Eukaryota; Metazoa; Chordata; Amphibia; Anura; Ranidae. The record is from the annotation of a GenBank genome assembly.
GCGAGCAGGGGUGGACUGACCAUUUGGAAACUCGGGCACUGCCCGAGGGCCCCGGGGUCAGUAGGGGGCCCCAUGAGAUGCCCCUGGUACCUUUUUCAUAGGCUUUUUUUGAGUUUGGGCAAGGAGACAGGGGCCCCAUGAUCCCCUAUUGCCCGGUGGCCCCACGAGUUGUCAGUCGGCCCCUGCUCGCGAGUCACUGUGAGUGGGUGGCAGCUGCAGGCUUGGCUAACGUAAAAAUAUGUUGCCAGGGCCCGGGGUCAGUAGGGGGCCCCAUAAGAUGCCCCUGGUACCUUUUUCAUAGGCUUUUUUGAGUUUGGGCAAGGACACAGGGGCCCCAUGAUCCCCUAUUGCCCGGGGGCCCCAU